Lathyrus sativus (Indian pea) is the source of this 606-nucleotide messenger RNA. The record is from the annotation of a GenBank genome assembly. Lineage: Eukaryota; Viridiplantae; Streptophyta; Magnoliopsida; Fabales; Fabaceae.
AUGGGUUGUGGCCUCUCAACCAUGAAUGGAAAUGAUACAUCCCCGGAUCGACACCAUUUCAAGGGUCGAUUUCGCCAUCAAAAUAUCAUUGAUUCACCCAUUGUGAACCACAAUGACAACAAAUUUAAUUAUGAUAUUAUUGACAAUGAUGGCGGAAAUCAAGAAGCAACGAGGAAGGAGGAAGGGUUGAAUGUGGAGAGAUUGAAAGAGAAAAACAUUGUGGAAGAUAGAAGAAAUCAAGAGGAAAGGAAUGAAAAGAAUGUGUUUGUUAAUAAAGAGAGACAAGGAAAAUUAGAGGAAAAUGCUAGCAAUAAUAAAAAAGAUGUUGGAGCAAAUUGUAAAGAGGAGGAGAAUAACAAUAAUAGGGAAAAUUGGUUUAUUGGACCUGGAUCACCAAGUUUUAGAGAAUAUUGUAAUGAUUAUGAUUCUGUGAAUAGAAUUCCUAUGGGAGAUUCUAAUGAUUAUUUUCAAUCUGGAGAAAGCGCAAAGAAUAGUAGUGAUGAAGAUUCAACAAAACCCGGAAAUGAUUAUUCAAAAAAGGAAAGACAGAAGAAAGAGAGAAGAGAACGAGGGGGAUUUAGGAAUGCUUUGCACAGAGGAAAGUGA